Messenger RNA from Closterium sp. Naga37s-1, 930 nucleotides. The record is from the annotation of a GenBank genome assembly. Lineage: Eukaryota; Viridiplantae; Streptophyta; Zygnematophyceae; Desmidiales; Closteriaceae.
AUGCCUCUAGCGCUGUCGGAUGGGGUAGUCAACAGCAUGGCUGUCGGCGCGCUCUUUAAAGACUAUAACGGUCGGAUCAACUCUAUGGAUUUCCAUCGGACGGAGGACCUUCUUGUGACGGCGAGUGAUGACGAGUCCAUCCGAGUCUAUGACACGUCAAAUGCCACCCUGGUGAAGACGAUUCACAGCCGCAAGUACGGUGUGGAUCAAGUAGUCUUCACUCACCACCCCUCUGCCGUGCUCUACUCCUCCAAAAACGGCUGGGAUGAAUCGCUGCGCUAUCUCUCCCUCUACGACAAUCGCUAUCUGCGCUACUUCAAAGGCCACCGAGACAAAGUCGUCUUUCUGUGCAUGUCCCCUAAGAACGACUCCUUCCUCUCUCUCGUUCACUCACCCUUGCCUCGUGGCUUAAUGCGGGUGAGGGGGCGGCCAGCAGUGGCGUUUGACCAGCAGGGGCUGGUCUUUGCAGUGGCCAUGGGGGGAGGGGCAGUGAAGCUGUUUGAUGCACGCUCGUAUGAGAAGGGUCCCUUCGAUACAAUGCUGGUGGGAGGAGACGAGGACGAGGUGACGUCCAUCAAGUUCAGCAACGAUGGCAACCAGAUCCUCGUCUGCACCCUCAACGGCCGCAUCUACCUGCUGGACGCGUUCGAAGGGCAGAAGCUACACACUCUUUGUGUCGUACCCGAUAUUGAUGGCGCCCCGUUGGAAGCCUCUUUCAGCCCAGAUGCCAAAUACGUCGUAUCAGGCUCGGGUGACGGCACGGUGAAGGCUUGGAGUGCCGCCACUGGCGCUCAGGUGGUAACCUGGGGUAACCAUGCUGGGGUGCCAUCAGUGGUGAAAUGGGCCCCACGUCGGCUCAUGUUUGCCACAGCCUCUGUGCUGCUAUCCCUCUGGAUACCCGACUUAUCCAAGAUUCCAAGGCCCGGGUGA